AUGCGAGGCUUUCUAGCAGAAGAAGUUCCGACCAGAGACGAAUCUAAUACAAAUCUAUAUCGUCGAUCGAUUCGUACGAUCGACGAUAAUUUUAUUGACGAAACUCAACCUAUCACUCAACGGACUACUCCUACAACAGCAGGAUCGGGUAUUCGUUGUCCGUAUAUUCGUUUUCCUCGUUGGUGUUUUUGGCUUUGGUUGUUACUUCUCCUUGCACUGCUUGCCACUGUUCUUGGCGUUGGCAUAGGUUUAGGAACACGAAAAAGAUCAAUCUAUGAGAGUUGCUCAUCACAAUCAAUUUGUAUGAAUAAUGCUGUUUGCACGGGUGGUUAUUGUUUAUGUAGUACAGGAUAUUUUUAUGAUAGUACACUUGGCUUGUGUAUUACAGAAGUAGGCAUUGGUCGUUCGUGUUCAGCUGAUAAUCAAUGUUUUACAAAUGCGUUGUGUACCAAUGGAAUUUGCCGAUGUAUAACAAAUUAUUAUCCAAGUCCAACAACAGGACGAUGUGCCCUGGACAAAACCUAUGGACAAUCAUGCACAUAUGAUGUUGAAUGCGCUUUUACAUUUGAAUGCAUUUCAGGUGUAUGCACAUGUAAUUCAACUGGGUAUUAUAGUGCAUUAACAUUGCAAUGUGAAAAAUUAGGUGAACCUAAUGAAGAUACUUGUUAUGCAGAUAGCAAUUGUAUAAGUACGGCUGUAUGUAUUGGUGGAGUUUGUCGAUGUCCAACCGAGUGGUAUUACAAUGUCAACACAGAUACAUGUGAUCGGGCGAAACAUGUUGGCAACGUAUGUACCGCGUCUUAUCAAUGUAUGACAAAUGCCCAUUGUAUUAAUGUUACUGGUACUCUGAUAUGCCAAUGUAUAGGUGGCACAACAUAUUCAAUUUUCUACGGAGGAUGUAUAACACCAAGAACAUACAAUGAAUCGUGUUCGCUAACAGCCGAUUGUAUUAAUAAUCUAAUAUGUACAAGUGUCAAUGGCGUAUCUUAUUGUUUAUGUGGAACCGAUACUCGAUAUUAUUAUACAUUAAAUCAAACAUGCCUAAACAAAGUUCUAUAUAAUCAAUCAUGUUCAUCGUUUGGUCCGUAUUGUGAUGAUAUUAUAUUAUUGCAAUGUACAACAUCUGGAAUUUGUUUAUGUCCAUCAGCAUAUUACUAUUCAACAGCAUCAGCUCGUUGCAAAUCACGACUUUAUCCGGGCGAUACCUGUACGGUUGCUGAAUCACCUUGCAUAACAAAUGCCAAUUGUAUUAAUGUUGCUAGUACACUUCGAUGUCAAUGCACAAACGGAUCUUAUUACUAUGAUAUUACAACAGCGCAAUGUGCAGCAUUAAAAUCAUAUGGAGCAGUUUGUACUGAACAGGAACAAUGCGCAACAGGAUUAUAUUGUGUAUCAAGUAUUUGUCAAUGUCUAACAUCGCAGUAUUAUACUGGAAGUACAUGUUUAACACGUGCUACACAUAAUGCAGCUUGCAAUUCAGUGUCCGGACCUUACUGUGAUACAACCGCAGGUCUUUCAUGUAGUGCAACAACAUCAUUGUGUGUUUGUCCAACGUAUUACUAUUGGAAUACUACACAGUGUGUACAGCAGAAAUAUCUAUACGAUUCUUGUACAGCAACUACUCAAUGUCCCACAAAUGGACAAUGUAGUGGAUUGGGUAUUUGUCAAUGUACAGCAACGACGUAUUACAAUGCAACUUUAAAUAGUUGUAUAACUUAUUCAACAUACGGACAAACAUGUCUUGCCAAUAUAUUUGUUACAAGUGAAUGUUCAUCAGCACUAAGUCUUACUUGCUCAUCAACGACAAGCGGGUUAUGUCAAUGUAGUUCCAAUGCUUUUUAUAAUUCUACAGGAGCUACUUGUACGACAAAAUCAACGGUAUUAGCAACGUGCUCGACGAGUUCGACAUGUAAUGACCUUGUUGGACUUGUUUGUACAUCGUCUGUAUGUUCAUGUGCAACAGGCACUUAUUGGAGUGGUACUGCUUGCAUUGGAACAUUAGGCGCAGGUCAAGCGUGUACAGUUGCCAGUAGUGAAUGUUCGAGUCCACUGACUUGUCCGGCUGGAACCUGUACUUGUCCCGCUACAUACUAUCUUGAUAUCGUUACUGUUAAUUGUAUUCUGAAGAAAGCAAGUAGUGUGGCAUGUACUUAUGGCUUUGAAUGUACUAGUGGAACAUGUACUAAUUAUUUUUGUGCUUGA
Rotaria socialis is the source of this 2202-nucleotide messenger RNA. Lineage: Eukaryota; Metazoa; Rotifera; Eurotatoria; Philodinida; Philodinidae. The record is from the annotation of a GenBank genome assembly.